This is a messenger RNA of Ceratina calcarata, 1862 nucleotides long. Its product is annotated as tyrosine-protein phosphatase non-receptor type 5. Gene Ontology annotation, molecular function: protein kinase binding; protein tyrosine phosphatase activity. The record is from RefSeq and is a predicted model, not a curated record. The transcript is spliced from 4 exons. Lineage: Eukaryota; Metazoa; Arthropoda; Insecta; Hymenoptera; Apidae. Bases 21 to 1049 code for a protein of 342 amino acids. Gene Ontology annotation, cellular component: cell junction; plasma membrane; cytosol. Gene Ontology annotation, biological process: signal transduction; protein dephosphorylation.
UUAAAAUUUGUUUUUAGGUGAUGUCGGUGAUGACACCGGAACGGAGACCGGAGCCAAUACGCGUGAAGUCGAAGAGACUCUUAGAACGUCGGGGAUCCAGCGCCAGUUUGACCAUAGAACUGGCGCCUCCACCGGAGAGCCCGCCGCACAUCGUCACGCCGACCCGCGAGUGCACCGCGGAGGAAUUUCUGUUAAGCGCCGGCAAUGUCCUUUCAAGAGCACAAUUGAGAAAAGCUGUGAGCGAUCCGGCGUCGUUGCACAAAGAAUUCUGGGAGGUCCCAUUGAACUUACCUGAGAAGUUGGACAUCUGCGGGUCCGGAGUUAAGAAUAGAUACUGUUCCGUGUUACCGAACCCGCAGUCGAGGGUCAUUCUACCUGGCCCCUCCGAGGAUCCUCUCUCCAGUUACAUCAACGCUAAUUACAUUCGGGGAUACGAUGGAGAAGACGCUCGGUACAUCGCAACGCAGGGACCACUGGCCCACACCGUCGGCGACUUUUGGAAGAUGGUCUGGGCGGAGAAGGUGUCCGUCGUCGUGAUGAUGACUAAAUUGCACGAGGCAGCGAAAACGAAAUGCGACGCGUACUUCCCAUUGGACAAAAACAACCGAGUACAGGUCGGGCCAUUCACCGUCGUCGUCAACUCGAUUAUUUCUAGAGAAGGCUACACGGUCAGAGAUUUGGAGAUCAGACACGAGGGGGAGAGGCGACACGUCCAACAUUACUGGUUUGAUUCAUGGCCGGAUCAUGCGGUGCCUCAAGCUGCGGACACUCUUGUUAGUCUAGCAUCUGAAGUGAUUUCCUUACCAGGCCCUGUGAUCGUCCAUUGCAGCGCAGGAAUCGGGAGGACUGGCUGCUUCAUAGCUUUGGCCACUGGGAUGACACAGUUGAGGCGCGAUGGGAACGUAGACGUUCUAGGCAUCCUCUGUCAAAUGAGAUACGAUCGAGGUGGCAUGGUGCAGACUGCGGAGCAGUACGAGUUCGUCCAUCGCGCUCUGUGCCUGUACGAGCAGACGCUCGACGGUGGGAAGUCGUCGACCUCGGGAGAAUGAAACCACAAGAACGAUGAUCAUGGGAAUUGACAAACGACUGUGGGUCUAUCUUACUUCGUCCUCGAAUGAAACCUGACCUUCGAGACGGGACGGUCUCUAUUAUAACUUAUGCAGGAUGAAUCUUCGUCUAACUAAAUACGCUGCCAUUUCUAUACUGCCAUGACGAAUCGUUGACAAUUAAUAUCAGUCGCUAAGCUCAACAGGAACAGGUAAACGGUUUAUUGACCCGCCGCGCUAUAGCCGCGCUAUUCCUAAACGGAAUUAAAACUGUUUAAAAGGCGGGAAAUUCAAAUCGACUAAAACUUGGUAUCAGGGUUUCGCCUGAAUCGAUCAGGCUUUUAUCGUCUGUGUGUUAUGAAAUAGGGUCCUUGGACACUCGUACUUUCUAUGACAUGAUCGCCGGUCCGCUUUUAGCUUAGCGAAACGAGCGCAGCUGUCCAAUUCGUUGUUGAACAAACGCGGUGGUUGUUGAUUAUUUAAGCUAACGAUGAAAUCGUGGAUUAUGAAAUUUGGGACCCAGACAGAUUCAAAUGUUUUUAAUCCUAUUCGUAGUUCCUAGUUAAUUUUACUGGUUAAAAUGCACCGUUCGUUUCCAUCAACUAUCAAUUAAUUUAUUAUUCGAUCAAAGACUGAACGCAGGUAGUACAAUACGUUUAUUAUAUAAGUUUACAAAUCUCAAUAGAAAUAAUUGCUUCUGUAAUGUACAAAGCAGAACAUUCUCGACUGUCAUAAGGUCGAAUUACUAUUGACUAAAAAUUCUUAAUGUGGUUAGCGAAACGCAGCUCGAAACACUUGUACAGUGUGUAAAAAAAA